GCGUGUCUGCCAGUCAGUCCCUCCGGACCUGCCGCGAGUCUCAGACUGCCGAAAUUACCGCGCGUCACUCGCCUCAACAGUGAUUCUGAGUCUGCUUUUAGCUUCCUUCUCCUUGGCUUUCUUCUGUUUGUGAACAGCUGCUUGGCCCAUAGCUUAGAGAAUUCAGCCUUCUUUUCUCUCCCAAGAGAGCCACCUCCCUGUACUCAGAAAGAUGGGGAGUGGAGAGCCUAAUCCUGCUGGCAAGAAAAAGAAGUACCUAAAGGCUGCCCUGUACGUGGGUGACUUGGACCCAGAUGUCACGGAGGACAUGCUUUAUAAAAAGUUCAGGCCUGCUGGCCCUCUGCGCUUCACCCGAAUCUGCCGUGACCCUGUCACCCGCAGCCCCCUGGGCUAUGGCUAUGUUAACUUCCGCUUUCCUGCAGAUGCUGAGUGGGCCCUGAAUACCAUGAAUUUUGAUUUGAUUAAUGGCAAACCUUUCCGCCUCAUGUGGUCUCAGCCAGAUGACCGUUUAAGAAAGUCUGGAGUUGGAAAUAUAUUCAUCAAAAACCUGGAUAAAUCCAUAGACAAUAGGGCCCUUUUUUAUUUAUUUUCUGCUUUUGGGAACAUUCUCUCAUGCAAAGUCGUAUGUGAUGACAAUGGCUCUAAGGGUUAUGCCUAUGUGCACUUUGACAGCCUGGCCGCUGCCAAUAGAGCCAUCUGGCACAUGAAUGGAGUGCGGCUUAAUAACCGCCAGGUGUAUGUUGGCAGAUUCAAAUUCCCAGAAGAGCGGGCAGCUGAAGUCAGAACCAGGGAUAGAGCAACUUUCACCAAUGUUUUUGUUAAAAACUUUGGAGAUGACAUGGAUGAUGAAAAACUGAAGGAAAUCUUUAGUGGAUAUGGGCCAACUGAGAGUGUUAAGGUAAUAAGAGAUGCCAGUGGGAAAUCUAAGGGCUUUGGAUUUGUGAGGUAUGAGACACACGAGGCUGCCCAAAAAGCUGUAUUAGACCUGCAUGGAAAAUCCAUCAAUGGGAAAGUUCUAUAUGUAGGGCGAGCACAGAAGAAAAUUGAACGAUUGGCUGAGUUAAGACGAAGAUUUGAACGGCUGAGAUUAAAAGAAAAAAGUCGGCCUCCGGGGGUGCCUAUCUAUAUUAAGAACCUGGAUGAGACCAUCGAUGAUGAAAAACUGAAGGAGGAAUUUUCUUCCUUUGGAUCAAUUAGCCGGGCCAAAGUGAUGGUGGAAGUAGGGCAAGGCAAAGGGUUUGGUGUUGUCUGCUUCUCCUCUUUUGAAGAUGCUACCAAAGCAGUGGAUGAGAUGAAUGGUCGCACAGUGGGCUCCAAGCCCCUGCAUGUUACCCUGGGCCAGGCCAGGCGCAGGUGGUGAGAAUAAGAAUGCUCAAUUUGUUUCAGCCUUAAGCUGGUGCCUACUUAGUUUGGGCUACUUUGUGAUAAGAGGUUAUUUUAUUCCAGGUUAUUUUUUUUUAAGUGAAUACUUUCUUUUGAAAAAAAAAAAGUAAAACUAGAAAACCUUGUUCAUUUUAGUGAAGAACAUAAUUUCUAAUUGUAAAACUGUCAUUUUGUACUAUUUUUUGAUAAAAUAUCCUUAGAAAUAUGUAGAAUAAAAUUCAUCCCUCCACAUACUGUUUUGUUUUUCCUAAACCAGUCCAGGUAAGGUAAUUGGUUGAACAUAGGUUCCUUCCUUAUUCCAGUUAUAAUACUAAAUGUAAUUGCUUCUAUGAAAAUAUUCUCAAAAUGGACAUUAUUUCUGAAUCUAUCACACAUAAAACUUUUACUUGCUUUUUGAGAAAUCAGUAGAGCAGGGGAAAAUGUAUGUGAUCCGCUUAACAUUUGUGCAUAAUUUUACCUUAUUUAAAGUGAAUGUUAUUUUAAAGAGAUGUGAGUUUCUUUAUUUAUACUUUUUUUUUUCCCUUUUCUAAUAUAUUGUGGGCAUACCACAGAGUUGGCAGUGGCUUUGACUAAGUGUUGGGAGUUUUCUUUAACUUCAUGCCCAGAGAAAUAAACAUAUUGGUGUUUUCUCAAUCAGUACCUUAAGAAACUAACACUUUAAGCAUUAUUAAAAUGAGUUACAUCUUAAAAAUCUGAGAGAUUUAAUAUAUGAGGACAGUCUAAGGAGCAUUCUUGCCACUCAUUUUUUUAAAACUCUUUAGUAGUAUAGAUGGGUCAUGUUAAAAUAAUGAAAAAGAUGAAUAACUGCACUGAAUUGCCUUUACCUGUAGAUAAUUUUAAAAUUUUACCUCCGCCUCUAUGAAGUGUCAAUAUAAGGAUAAAUAAUCCAUACAGUGAUGUUGAAAAACUACAUUGAAGAAUAUCUUCAAUAUUAAACUUGUCAUUAUCUCUUGUAAAUUUUUUAAUACAUCCUUGUGAUAAUAUUCACAUAUGUAUCAAAAGUAAGGAAAAGCUUGUCUCUUGAUUAAAUCAUAUGCCUCCAUCUAUUAUAUGAGAGCUAUUAAUCCAGUAUGGUUCUCUUUAUGUCUGGCUGCUUGGAA
This is a messenger RNA of Odobenus rosmarus divergens (Pacific walrus), 2483 nucleotides long. It is a transcript of the gene PABPC5, whose product is annotated as poly(A) binding protein, cytoplasmic 5. Lineage: Eukaryota; Metazoa; Chordata; Mammalia; Carnivora; Odobenidae. Gene Ontology annotation, cellular component: ribonucleoprotein complex. Gene Ontology annotation, molecular function: RNA binding. Bases 212 to 1360 code for a protein of 382 amino acids. The transcript is spliced from 2 exons. The record is from RefSeq and is a predicted model, not a curated record.